CGAUCCUACGACGGCAGUAUAUUUGGUCGCCAAAUUUGCAUAUCACACGGGGCAGACGCUGCCAUACCGUAUUCCCUUAAUUCCUUCCUUUCCCACACAACUUGCACAAGGCCUCCAAUUGCCUCAUAACUCUUCUGACUAUGGAGCUUGAAUCCGUCUUCGCAAACGGCUUUCGCUCGAGACGACUCAUCUACCGGGCGAUCGAGAGCAACGAUGCCGACAAGGAUUUCAUCCACAGCCUGUUUCUCGACCCUAUUAACAUGGCCCUAGCCAGCCCUCAAAUGUUCAACUUUGCUAGCAAGAAAGACUUCCUUGCCAAUUUCGACAAGUGGGUCGAGGGCGCCAUGCUGAAAGCCAUGAUAUGUCUUCCGGCCGAGGAAACCGACGAAGAGGUCCUCAAGACUGCGGCGAUGCUGCCUGGGGAGAAGAUUGUGGCAGAGUCGGCAAAGGCUACCCCUAUUGGGUACCUUCUGCUAGGCAAGGUCAGCGACAAUUCCAUCCACAGGCGGAAUCCCAGCCUGGGAAUCCAAAUCCACGAAAAGUACCAGAACAAGGGAUACGGUGGCGAGGCUGUCGACUGGGCCAUGGACUGGGCCUUCAACUUUGCCAACAUCCACAAGCUCGAGAUUGGCACGAGUGCAUUCAACGAACGGGCCGCACACUUGUACCAGAGGCUGGGGUUCAAGAUUGAGGGUAGACGGCGUGAUUUUCUCUAUGUAAACCGGAAGUGGUACGACCUGAUUGAGAUGGGGAUGCUUGAGAGUGAAUAUGAGGAGUUGAGGGGGUUGAAGUAGUGGGCGGUGGGCUGUCUGCUGUUAUUUUUGGCGUUGCUGAUAUUACUUGACGAUCGUCUAUGAUGGACCGUGGGGAAUGUAACUUGUCUCUGUUUCUCCUUGUGUUUGAGCAGAUCGGCCUUCCAGAAUACAAUCCUCACCACCGUCCCACGAGGCCAGGAAAUGAAUAUUCGGGCCGGGCCGGGCCGCCAAGAUGCCGCCUGUCGGCUCAAAAAUUGGGUCCAGUCCAAGCAACGCUGACAGCUGGCAAAGCCCGAGUGCAACCCGACGACAAAAACUAGAGCCUCAGGAC
Phialemonium atrogriseum is the source of this 1086-nucleotide messenger RNA. RefSeq names its product acyl-CoA N-acyltransferase. The record is from RefSeq and is a predicted model, not a curated record. Lineage: Eukaryota; Fungi; Ascomycota; Sordariomycetes; Cephalothecales; Cephalothecaceae. The transcript has a single exon. The coding region runs from base 141 to 794 and encodes 217 amino acids. Gene Ontology annotation, molecular function: acyltransferase activity, transferring groups other than amino-acyl groups.